AAAACAGUGCGCCACCUCUGAUCGGUACAUUAGGCGUUUCCUUCGCCUACAAGACAGACUGAAAGUAGACUUAACCAUGGCUUUCAGAGGUGUAACGAGCACGCACGGUGUUUGACCGAUUCCAGUGUCGAGCACAGUGACAGUCACGCGACUCAAGUUCCUGCGCGGAUGCGAACUGCAGCCACCGCGAGCCGAGCGAGAGAGAGAAAGAGAAGCGAUCUGCCCGUCCAGUCGUCCGCUGGGAUGGAGGAGCCGCAGCAGCAGUUUAACCGUGAGGAAAUUAACGGCACUGUGUGGGAAGUUCCGGUAAAAUACACGCGAUUAAAGCAGAUCGGAACCGGAGCCUACGGCACAGUGUGCUCAACUAUCAAUGAAAAAACCCAGGAGAAAGUUGCCAUCAAGAAACUUCACAGGCCCUUCCAGUCGGAGAUCUUUGCGAAGAGGGCCUACCGAGAGCUCAGGCUGCUCAAACACAUGAAGCAUGAAAAUGUGAUUGGACUGCUGGAUGUGUUUACCCCUGCCACCCGACUAGAAUCCUUUCAGGACUUCUACCUGGUGAUGCCGUUCAUGUACACAGAUCUGUCCAAGGUGCGGGGUCUGCUUUCAGAAGACCGUGUGCAGUUCCUGGUCUACCAGAUGCUCUGUGGACUAAAGUACAUUCACAGUGCUGGCAUCAUUCACAGGGAUCUGAAACCAGGCAACUUGGCAGUGAAUCAGGACUGCGAGCUGAAGAUAUUGGACUUUGGCCUAGCAAGGCAUGCAGAGCAAGAGAUGACUGGUUAUGUUGUGACAAGAUGGUACCGAGCGCCUGAGGUUAUUUUAAAUUGGAUGCACUACAACCAGACAGUGGACAUCUGGUCAGUUGGGUGCAUAAUGGGAGAAAUGUUCAACGGAAAGACACUCUUCAAAGGAAAAGACUACAUGGACCAGCUGGUUCAAAUCAUGAAGGUAACAGGGACGCCUGGCCCAGAAUUCAUCGAGAAACUAGAAAGCCAGGAGGCAAAGAACUAUGUGAAAUCGCUGCCCUUUUAUCCUCGGAAAGAUUUCUCUGCACUGUUUCCCCGGGCCAGUGAACAAGCGGUGGACCUGCUGGAGAAGAUGCUGGUUUUAGACACUGAUGCCCGUGUCACUGCUGAUGGUGCACUGGCCCACAGUUACUUUGACGGCCUGAGGGAUCCAGAAGACUGUCCAGAGCCUAAGCCAUAUGAUGACAGUUAUGACAAUGCCACACUGCCCCUAGAGGAGUGGAAGAGAUUGUCGUUUAAAGAACUGAAGAGUUUUGUUCCGUUUCCAAGAAGAGACUCGAAGAGGAGAAACACACUGACAAUGUCUCAGUGAUGUUACACUAUGUCACAUCCACGCCUUUAUGCAGAGGAUUGGUGCAAAGGAACCGGGUGUACAAAUGUUUACACAUAAAUCUGUUACAAGUCGUCACAAUCCAUGAUGAGUCAGAAAUGAAUGUAUCUUUGUUGUGUACCUGAUAACUGGGCUUAAGGAUGUACUACUGUUACAGUAGUGAUUGCCUUUCAUUCAUUGCCUUGAAGCCUUUGUUUUAGGUUUGGAACUAUAUAAAAGGAGUUUAUUCUUUUGAUAUUAUUUGGAUUCUUUGAUUCAGACCUGUAACAUUGUGGCUUUUUGUGCUCAGGACAAAAAAGCACCUAGAUACUAGAUGUCAAGAGCUGUACAGUUUUUCACUAUAUCUAAAUAUUAUUUGUAUGAUUGAACAGAGCUAAUUAAAAUUGCAAUAGUGCCCAUAAGUGUAUAUUGUUAAAUAUACCAUAGCACUGUGCAUCAAAACCAGCUCAUUUACUCUAGUGACACACUGCUCUUCGAGAACUUAAACCCUUGAAACAACUUAAACUUGACAAAGAGCUGAGGGAGUAAACCAGGAGAUUGAAUUGAAUAACUGAAGUGCAGUAUAACUUAAGUUACCUUUGAAAGCUCUGGUGAGUGUGUCAGGAUCCUCCCCAGCUGUAGGCCGGAUGAAAGCAGUUAAAAAUGUAAAUGAAAUAUGACUGAUUGCACAUGCCAACAGACUAUGGUCUGACCAUUUGGAAGGACCAUCGUGUGUGAUAUGGAGGCUUUCUGUUACAUUGGAGUUUACUUUUAAUUGACGACUUUCAGCACAGCAGGAAUAUUCAGAAUGGUUACAUACCUCCAGCCCUCACACCUCUGUGGUGUUAUAGGUAUUGAGCUAUAUGUAAUAGUCAUUUGUCAGGGUAUGUUAUGAAAUGAUUUGUGAAUGUUGUUUAUGGUGCAUAGCUUUGUAAGAUGCAUUUGACUAUAAUAAUGAACCCAGUAAACAUUAUGACAAUCAGUGAUGUAGUAUUUUAAUGACACAUUUUUUUUAAAUAAAAGCCUUAAUUGAAAGACUACA
Messenger RNA from Ictalurus punctatus (channel catfish), 2377 nucleotides. RefSeq names its product mitogen-activated protein kinase 13 (gene mapk13). Gene Ontology annotation, cellular component: cytoplasm; nucleus. Gene Ontology annotation, biological process: intracellular signal transduction; protein phosphorylation. NCBI's taxonomy places the organism in Eukaryota, Metazoa, Chordata, Actinopteri, Siluriformes, Ictaluridae. The coding region runs from base 169 to 1338 and encodes 389 amino acids. Gene Ontology annotation, molecular function: MAP kinase activity; ATP binding. The transcript is spliced from 12 exons. The record is from RefSeq and is a predicted model, not a curated record.